Messenger RNA from Ixodes scapularis (black-legged tick), 1808 nucleotides. Its product is annotated as kynurenine aminotransferase. The coding region runs from base 360 to 1733 and encodes 457 amino acids. NCBI's taxonomy places the organism in Eukaryota, Metazoa, Arthropoda, Arachnida, Ixodida, Ixodidae. Gene Ontology annotation, cellular component: mitochondrion; cytoplasm. Gene Ontology annotation, biological process: biosynthetic process. The transcript is spliced from 14 exons. The record is from RefSeq and is a predicted model, not a curated record. Gene Ontology annotation, molecular function: pyridoxal phosphate binding; L-kynurenine:2-oxoglutarate transaminase activity.
CAAUUUGGCUCUUAGAGGAAGAAGCGAUGCUUUUGGCAUUCGAAGUGUGUAUGUCUUCAUAAGACAACAUAUAUCUAGUCUAAAGUUUACCUACAUAUAUCUUAAUCAUUCACGUAAAGGGAAAAUUAGUAAUGCUCCGCGAACAGACGGAAUUUUUGUUUUGUUUUUGCGGGCUGGUUGGUGACGGGGUCGACGUCUUCAGCUGUGUAGGUUGUGGGAGAGCGCUUUAAGCUUUUUAGUGUCCCGUUCCCGGUGUUUUUUAAACUCCCCCGCAAAACACGCUCCGAUUCUCCCUGUAGUCGCUGCCAUUUUCCAGUUAUCAAACAGAGCCAGGCUAACAUCCCUCCUAGCGAGCAGGGAUGAUUAGAACUCUCAAGAACCUUCUCGCGUACCCCGUUGGCCAAAGCGACCUCAUUUUGGGAAGAGCCAGAACUUUGCUAAACCCCGUAACUUCAUUUGCAACGAGCAAGGACAACAUGUCGAAAAUGGAGCCAGCCAGGCGAGUGCAAGGAAUGCAAGACAGCGUCUGGGUGGAGUUCAUCCAGCUGGCCUUGGAGAACAAGCCAGUGAACCUGGGCCAGGGGUUUCCGGACUUCCCGCCUCCAAAUGUUGUGGUCAAGGCCCUUCAGGACGCCCUGGCUGGUCCCAACCACGGCCUGCACCAGUACACCAGGGGAUUUGGCCACCCCCGCUUAGUGAAUGCCCUGGCCAAGAUGUACUCGCGCCUGACCGGGCGGGAGAUCAACGCUCAGAAGGAGGUGCUCGUUACCGUGGGUGCCUACGAGGCACUCUACACCACCAUCUUGGGCCUGGUGAACCCUGAAGAUGAGGUCAUCAUCGUGGAGCCAUUUUUCGACUGCUACGAACCGAUGACUCAGAUGGCAGGCGGAGUGCCCGUCUACAUUCCACUGCGUCCGAAGAAAACUGGGGAGAGCAUCUCGAGUGCCGACUGGGUCCUGGAUCCGAAAGAGUUGGAGUCAAAGUUCAGUGCCAAGACCAAGAUGAUCAUCAUUAACACGCCACACAAUCCAAUUGGAAAGGUCUUCAGCAGGGAAGAGCUGGAAACGAUAGCCAACCUGUGCAAGAAGCACGACGUCAUCUGCGUUAGCGACGAGGUCUACGAGUGGAUUGUCUACGAUGGUGCCAAGCACGUCCGAAUGUGUACACUUCCUGGCAUGUGGGAUCGGACCAUCACAAUUGGCAGUGCUGGAAAGACCUUCAGUGUCACAGGAUGGAAAAUUGGUUGGGCCUACGGACCCCAGAACCUGCUGAAGGGGCUGCAGCUUGUUCACCAGAACUGCAUCUACACACUAAGCACCCUUCUACAGGAGGCAGUGGCAGUGGGCCUCGAGCAAGAAAUGGAGCGGAUCGAUGACCCUGAGGGUUACUGGAACGACCUGUCACGUUCGCUCAAGGUCAAGCGGGACCAGAUCAUCGCCUGCCUCAACAGCGUGGGCAUGGCUGCCACCGUGCCGCAGGGCGGCUACUUCCUCGUCUGUGACUUCUCCAAGAUAGGAUCCAAAGUGAACCUUGAAGGGGAAGGGACAAAGGACUACUGCUUUGCAAGAUGGCUGUCCAAGAACAAGAAACUGCAGGGCAUUCCCCCCAGUGCCUUCUAUGGUCCCGACCACAAGCCUCUGGCUCAAGAUUUAAUCCGGUUCUGCUUUUUCAAGGAAGACUCAACACUUGAAAAGGCUGGCAACAUUCUCAAGGAGAUGAAGUCAGCAUUGUAACAAGCAUUUGUGUAUAUGCUGCGACUUUUAGUUAGUGCAAUUAAAGAAGUUUGUUGGUUUGGGCAGUCUUUAGCA